Messenger RNA from Cuscuta campestris, 989 nucleotides. Lineage: Eukaryota; Viridiplantae; Streptophyta; Magnoliopsida; Solanales; Convolvulaceae. The record is from the annotation of a GenBank genome assembly.
GGUAUUAAUUUGGAGACCUCCCAAAAUAAAUACUCCCUACUCCGUAGUUAAGAGAUCAUAGCAAUGAGAGCGGGCCUUUGUCCAACAAACCCUACUUUCGUGUAAAGAUGGCGGGAGGUAGACGCGACUACCCUGGGUGGAAUCCGCCGCCGCGGCAGUCUUCGGCGCCGCUUUCCUUUGCUGCUCGCGGUGGCCCUCUUGUUCCAGAAGAGGGGAAAAUCGUUGGGAGUACUCGUGCUGUGGGAAAAAGGAAACUCGUUAAGGGUCGCGCUGCGGCAAAAGGCAAAAUCGUUAAAAGUCGCGCUGCCGGGAAAGGGAAAAGCGUUAAGAGUGGUCGUGUUAGAUUCAGAUGAGGACGAGAAGCCAUAUGAAAGAACCAAAAUCAGACCGGAGGAUAGAUUCCGGUAUUUCUAUCCCGACGAGAUCACUUGCUACGACCUGAGUGGCGAGGAAUUGGAACCUGAUUUUCACGAAAAGUAUUUCCCUCUUGUUAUCCAACGAAAAAUAUCCUUCAACGAAUAUCAACAACGCGUAAUCUACAGCAAGACUUUUAAGGGAUAUUGCAGGCAAGCUAAUUCGAGUCAGGGGUUCGAUGUUGAGCAAUUAGUACCUCCAACUCAGUUUCCCCACAUUGUCGGUCCUAUAUCAAAGAGAAAAUCUCUUUCAAUUAAUCUCUUGAUAAAGUUUCUGGCUUAGCGGAAUUGGCUCUCAGCCGAUACAAUGGCCAUUUUGUAAGAUCUUUCUAUUUAUAUCCAUCUCUCUCUAGUUAAAUAUAUGUGUGUGUAGACACACAUAUGUAUGUCUAUCAGUAUUUCAGUAUUUGUAUGUGUAUCAGUCAUAUAAAGUUGGAGUAUUUGUUAAUUUCACAAGGGCCCUGAACAAAAGAAUCACUUCCGUCCCCAUUUUCCAACACUGACUUUUUGUAACCAACCUCUUUAUAGGAUAUGGUUUAUAUGGUGUAUUUAGUUUGAUAAAACAAUGUUUUUGAA